UAACGUUGUUGUGUAAACUACAUGGACAUUAGCGGGCGCAGCGGCACAACCACCGAGCCGGAGUGGAUUAAAACAGCGCGCAGUGUGUGUGGAGACCCACUCGAUAACGAUAACAGUGUGAGGAACCACGGUUGUGGAAGAGCAAGCCCGUUACCCCAGUUUGCAGCCGCGAGACAGCCAAAAACAGGGUUCGUGGUGAACUCAGUGCAUUGUGUUUCAGGCAGGGAGAGAGAGAGAGAGAGAGCUCGGCGGGAAUGGCUUCAUCUCCGUGCGGCAACAGUAACUUUGAUUCCGGUCUGGAAAUCAAAACUCGCUCGGUGGAGCAGACGCUUAUUCCUUUAGUAUCGCAGAUCACUACGUUGAUCAACCAUAAAGACAAGCCAAAGAAGUCUGAGCGCACACUCGCUGCCAUUCACAGGGUGGGCCAGGCGGUGAGUGUGGCUGUGGGACGUUUUGUCGCCGUCGGGGAGGCCAUUGCCACAGAGAACCAGGAGUUGAAGGAUGAGAUGGGUCAGGCCUGCUUUGAGGCUCGCCGAGCAGGUGACGCCAUAGCCCAGCUGACGGAUAUAGGACCAGCGUUGCCACCGCAGUCAGACGGACGUGGCACAGUGCUCAGUGAUAGGACAGGGAUGGUAAAGGCUGCCCGUCUGCUGCUCUCCUCAGUCACUAAGGUCCUGGUGUUAGCUGACCGCAUCGUCAUCAAACAGAUAAUCACAUCACGCAACAAGGUCCUGGUUACCCUCGACCAUCUGGAAAGAGUCAGCACCUUCCAGGAAUUUGUGCAGAUUUUCAGUCAGUUUGGCAAUGAGAUGGUGGAGUUUGCCCACCUCACCGGAGACAGACAGAACGACUUGAAGGAUGAGAAGAAGAAAGCUCGGAUGGCAGCCGCCAGAGCAGUGCUGGAGAAAUGCACCAUGAUGCUUCUCACAGCCUCCAAGACUUGCCUGAGGCACCCGGAUUGCGAGUCGGCGCGGAUCAACAAAGACGCUGUGUUCCACCGAAUGCGCUGUGCCCUGGAGCAGGUCAUUGAGAUCGUCACUGAGGCACGGAGCUGUGGGGAGAACAAGAUCCUUCCUGCUAGCAUCUACAAUGGCAUCAAGGACUUUAAGUCCAGUGUGGAGUGCCUGCGGGAGAACCUGUACUCCUUCUCACCCCAGAGCAUGAGCAGCCAGCUGGAGGCGCUGGUGGAGCGGACAGAGGACUUCACUGACUCGGCCUACACCAGCCACGAGCAGCGGCAGGCCAUCCUCGGUCUGUGCCAGCUGGCGCGCCAGGACACCCAGCAGCUGGUGCACGCCUGGGUUGAGGCGCAGUCUGUCCAUGCCAAAGAGGCAACAGAGGACAUGGAGGUGGCCAUUCUGAAGACCUGCCAGAGCGCCAACGACCUCAGACGUGAGCUCCAUAAGGUGGCAGUCAGUCGUGCGUCAGACCUGCUCAAAGUUCAUGGGGAGCAGUUGCCUCUACGGGCUCUCAAAGCCGCAGGGGCUGAGGGAAACCUGGAGGCAGUGGCUGAGUUCACACGCACGCUAACUGAGCAGAAGGAGCAGCUGGUAGAGACGUGUCGGCUGCUCUGCCACGUUUCCGGGUCGGAGCCUUUGGAGAUCACCUGCAUACACGCUGAGGAAACCUUCCAUGUUAUUGGUCCACAGAUCAUCUCUGCAGCCCAGACGCUGGCCCUGCAUCCAUCCAGUAAGAUUGCAAAGGAAAACCUGGAGGUGUUCUGCGAGGCCUGGGAGUCGCAGCUCUGUGACAUGGCCCUGCUGCUGAGGGAGAUCAAUGACGUGUUUGAAGGCAGGCGAGGAGACAAAAGACCUUAUUUGUCGCUUCCCAGGCCCGGGAAACUCUCAGCUAACUUAAAGACUGCCAAGGCUGUCAAGUUGGAUGCAGAGGAGCAGACAAGCAUUGCCAAGAUGGGCCUGGAGCUCCGUCUGCUGUCCUCAGAUGUGGACACAGAGGUGGAGAAAUGGGAGGAGCAGGAGCACGAGAUAGUGCGGCAGAGCCAGAGCCUGGCCAGUAUGGCCUACAACAUGCACCUGUUCACCAGAGGGGAGGGGCUGCUGAAAACAACACUGGAUCUGUUUCAUCAAGCAGAGGUUCUUUCUGAGGAAGGGCUCCAGCUGUGUUCAUCUCUCCGUACGUUUUCCACACAGCUGGUUGAUGAGGAGAAGUCUGUGGUGAUGACAGAGAUGGAGAAACUGGUGGCUUUGUGCCAACAGCUGCAGAUGGGGGCUAAGACUCCUGUGCAGGGCAAGACUGCCACCUUCCAGAAGGUGGAGUCAUCCAUCCAGGCAACCAGAAGUAUCUUGACUGUGGUCCUCGCUCUCCUCCCAAUCUGUAACAAACUCAACAGAAAGUACAAGUCAGAGAGGAGCAGCCUGGGUUCCCCUCAAGACUGGAGAGAGAGGCAGGAUGCCUCCACGCCUGUCAAAGAGGAUGGAGCACUCACCAACCAGAACAGCAAUGGUUUUGGUGUCAAAUCCUUGGAGCAACACAUGGCUGGCCUCAACCUCCUGGAGAGCAAAUAAUUCAGGAAAUAGUCAACUCCUUUGUCCACUAUUCUCCCUUGGAGCAGCACAUAGCCAUUGUCACCUUUCUUGGGGACAUGUUAUCCAGAAAAUACUUUAUUCCACUCAUCCUCAUGCACCCACCAGAAGUGGGCGAGAGUUGCCAGGGUCAGUCAAAGUUUGUAUUUGCUGUUGAGGAUGGAUUAUAAGAUAUACAGAUCUGAGCUUUCUGUGCCCAGGGUCAGUUUGACCACAGGGUAGCUUUUUACCUGAUGAACCAGUUCCACCCUAAUCCACAAGAUGGAGACAAUCAGCCAACGCUAGACUUUGCCAUUUGCAGUGAUUGAAACGGGGCACAGACCUGAUUUUAGAGUUUAAAGUUUUCUCUAGACUUUGAUUUGAUGAACUGAUCAGGAAUCAGGAAAGAACUCCUCUUGAUGCUCAGCCAUACAUCUGUCUUCACUAUGUGCCUCUUUGCUUUGUGGUGUACUGUAAACGUGUUGCACAUGUAAGCCGAACAACAACAAAAAAGAGAAAUGACUGAAACCUGCCCUGCAUGAUGCCAUCACAAAUCCCCCGUGUUUGAGUCUCUUAUGAGCAAUGUGUCAUAGUUUUGUAAUGUUAACACUUGUUGGGUAUUAUAAGUCAGUGCAUUCUGUCUGUUGAUCACUGGCAUCUCACUGGGAUUAAAGAAAAAAGUAUUCAAAAGGUCAACCAUGCCAUAUGAUAAUUUCCUAGUUUACUAUGGAAUAUUCCCAUGUGCCAUUACAAUUUAAUGCCAAAUAUGACUGUCUACAUCAGCUUGCUAGUAUUAGGAUAGAAAGCUCUUACUCCUCUAGCAUACACGGCUGGAGAUUUUGUUUUAUUUGGGUUGGAUUUCUCCAAAAAGUCCUGAUUAUUAUUUUGAUAUGUCAGUAUCUUAGUUUACACUGUCUUGUGUAUUAUUUAAUCAUAUUCUGUGUAAACUGUUCUAUGUUUUUUUCCCUUAAAGAAAUGAAAUGUAAUACUGAACUGGCACCAGUGGCAAAUGGAGCCUUGAAGUGUACUUGUUAUGAAGACUAUCAUUGUGAAGCUGCCUCGUUUGCUCUUGUGUGUUAAAUGGAAUAUGAUAUGUAUAAUAUGGUACUUGAAGCAGAGAUAUAUAAAUAUAUACACACUAUUGUAUCCUGAGGUUAUGAAUUUGGUACUAGGUGAGGGUGUUGUAAUGACUUAAAUAAAUAACAUAUGUUAAAGCUUUGUACAGUGUGAGAGCAGCAAAGGAUACUGGGUAUUGUAGUGGCACUACAGAUGUGAAGAAAUCAUAGAUAUAGUUUUGGAACAUCUAUUCUUUUGACAAUUGAAAGGAUAAAAGUGAGACGCAAAAAUAAACAAUAUUUUUCUUACA
Molecule: messenger RNA, 3888 nt
Organism: Notolabrus celidotus (New Zealand spotty)
Lineage: Eukaryota; Metazoa; Chordata; Actinopteri; Labriformes; Labridae
Gene: ctnnal1
Product: catenin (cadherin-associated protein), alpha-like 1
Exons: 19
Coding region: 255-2525 (756 amino acids)
Biological process (GO): Rho protein signal transduction; cell adhesion
Molecular function (GO): actin filament binding; cadherin binding
Source: RefSeq, a predicted model, not a curated record